AUGGCCUCACCUGUGCGCUCAUCAGGACAGUUGCCGCCACGCAGCUUGCGCUUUGGGAAGGAGGCAUCCACAGCAAAAGGCAGCACAUCAAGGCUGACUCCGGUCCAGUUGGCAAAGGUGGCCAGAGAGGAAUGCGAGAAGCUCAUGGGCUCUGUAUCCAGUGUCUACAGCCCAGCUGAGCUCGAACGUGCCAAGCAGAUGAAGGCCCGGGAGUAUGAGGCGAGGCCGGACCAGCUUCCACCAGAUGACCCUCAGCGACCUCCACUACCUGCCAACAAUGCUCCACUGGAGGACUUUCAUCGGCUCAGACUCCUGGAUGGUUUGGAAGGUGUGUUGAACAAAGACCGAGGGAAGAUCGAUGCUUGGCUCAAUCGAUUGCAAACGAAGGAGCGACAAGAGCAGCUGUCGGACCUAGAUGAAUGGUUCGAAAACUUCCGGGAACGAGAGCCUGAGCUGGCCAAGUUCCUUCGUGAUUGUGAGUCGGAGGUGGAACAGGGACGAAUCCUCUGCCAAAGAUCUGAAAACUUGGUCAACAAGCUAUCAGAGGACGCCGUUCACACUCGUCAUGAGGUCGAAGCAUUUGUCGGCCGCAAGCUCAAGCCCAUGGCAGGUGCCGGGGAAGGAGGAAUGGUACACGCAGUGGAGCGGAAAAGACGAUUGGCGCAGAUUCAUCAUGACGAAGCCCAUCUUGCCAAGAGGGUGCUGGAUGAGAUGAUGCAGGAAAGAGAGGAGGCGCUGGUGCAAGCAAAGAAGGAUUUCUACGAUCAGAGGCUCAGCCGCAUGCGAAUGCAGCAGGCUGAACAGGAUGAAAUCCAGCAGUUGCAGAGCAACAUUGACGAAAGGUGGGGAUUUGCCGGCCGCAAGAGUGCGGAUGCCGCGCUACACGAGAAGGCAGGGCCAGAACUCCUUGCCGAGUGUCGUGCACAGGCAUCUUCUUUGAAGUUUGGGGAGGUGGUUGUGACGAAGGCGCCAAACCUCAAGGCACGGUAUGUCCUCCACACGGUGGUGCCAGGACAUCCAAGCUCCAAGGAUCCACGACCUAUGCCUGUGGACCGCGCAGCUGACUAUGCGUCAGAUGUCGCAGAAGCGCAGCAGCUGCUGAGGCAAAGCUUCAGAGGCCUCGUGGCCAAAGCGGUGGAGCUGAAUGCCAAGUCCUUCUGCUGCCCUGCGAUCGGUUCUGGCAUCCGAGGCUUUCCGGCUUCCUUCGUGGCCAAGGAGGGGCUUCACCUCCUCGUGCCCCAGGCUGAGGGCAGCAUUGCCCAAGAGGUGCCGUAUGUCGAGGUGCGAUUCUGGGACCACCACGUCCUGAAUGCAUGGACACUUGAGGCAUGUCAACGAAAGCUGGAAGAAUGUGAGGACCAUGCAACUGUAUGA
Messenger RNA from Durusdinium trenchii, 1374 nucleotides. Lineage: Eukaryota; Dinophyceae; Suessiales; Symbiodiniaceae. The record is from the annotation of a GenBank genome assembly.